CGGUGUUUUGUUUGUGUGUAAAAAUGGUUAUGCUUUAUGGCUAUGUUUAGAUAAUUUUUCGCGGUAAUCAAAUAAAUUUCUCGUGGAGUUAGGACGGAGGAAGAUGAACGCUACGAGUCUUUACGUAUCGACAUGUCGGUUGGUUUUACAAGCGGAUGCUGAAGAUCCGAAUUCAUGGACAGACUUGUAUAGGCUAGUUCCGUACUUGCGGCAGAGCUUGAGUUGUACAGUGUGUUCGAAUUUGUUGAUCGAGCCGCAUACACCGACUGAAACGAACUGUCAACAUCAUGUGUGUCGUGGAUGUAGAGGUGGUCGUAAAAAACUCAAACCAUCGUGUAGUUGGUGCAAGGAUUAUGAUAAAUACGUUGAAAACGUCCAACUUCGGAUAUUAUUACAGUGUUACAAAAAACUGUGUGAAUACUUGACAAGCACAAAUAUUUAUCGGAGCUUAAUACUCUCCGUGUCUUCCAAUACAACAAGCAAUGGGCCAUCAGCUAUCGGUGCUACUAGUCUCAUGGAACUUAUACAAGAAGGGACCGGUUUUAAAGAUGAAUUCAAAAGUACUGCUGGCUUAUCUAAAUCAGCAUACAGUAUUCUCCCUUGUGUUUAUACCAGCACUACCUCUACUCAAACUCAAGGAAAUACUAUGUCAACUUCUGAGAAUAUAUCACAAAACAUACCAGAGUCUCCUACUAUUCGUACAGUUUCAAAUGGAUCUUCGAUAUAUUCAGUGAUGUAUGCCGGGUCUGGUAACAAAAUAACGAUAAAACGAAAAGCAGCGGCCACGGAAGAAAUAGAAGUAGGACAACAGGAAAUGGAUGGAACUCAACAAGGCUCUGUAGGAGGGGUAAAAUGCAUUCCAUCUUCCCAACUUAAAUAUGGGACCCCUUCUCAGAAAAAAUCUUCAAAGGGCAGCAAAUCCUCGGGCAGUUUUAAAAAGCCACGAUCAAGUUCUACUAGGAGCAAAAGAAAAGGAUGCAGAUGUGGUAAUGCUACAGCUAUACCUGGAAAAUUAACAUGUUGUGGCCAAAGAUGCCCUUGUUAUGUUGAAAGUAAACCGUGUAUUGAAUGUAGAUGUAGAGGUUGUAGAAAUCCUCAUACAGCUGAUGGUUUAAAGAUCCGCCCACAUAUACCAGAACUUCAUAACCUGCAAUUACAACUAUCAACUCCCUUGGAUUGUGAUGAACUGAACUCGGAUCCCUUAGGAUCUGUGUCACAAUGUCUUUCAACAUCUCCUACAACAAUUCAAGUAUUAAAUGUCUAUUCUACUCCAAGACUUGAUAUUGAUAAUGUCCCACAAAAUUUACCUGCAGCUUUAUUAGUAGGAGAAGAUGCUAUAGUUAGUACUGAAAGUGAAGCAGAGGACAGUGAUAUACAAAUUGAUGUGUGACAAAGUGUUUAAAUAAAAUUAUGCGCUAUACAUGACAAAAUAGUAAGGAAUAAUUAAUUAGGAUGGAAUAUAUAUACAUUAAAAAAGUCUUAUAAAAUGAAACUUAUGCGAUAUAAUAAUCGUAAAACUAUUAUCAGGAUGAUAAAUAAUAAUGUUUCAUUUCUGGGUCUUAUUAAUCCUUUCGCGGUAGCGAAAUUGAUCACUAAAACUCGACUAGGGUCUCCGUGACAUAAGUGUACAAUUCGCGCACUGACAGUCUUUAGCGUUUCGAAUUUACUUCUUAUGCCUUGGAGAGUUUCUUUGAUAAUAAAAAUCAAGGUAAAUAAAAAAUAAAAAAGAUAAACGAAACAAAUAAAUAAUAUGCUAUGGACAAAACACUGUACAUUGACUAUAGUCAUUCGUAGUAUGUGAACAACGUUUCAUGGCAAGCGACUAUAACUUGCCCGUAAUAGCAAAAAAAAAAUAAUAGUUGAUAUUUCAGAUAUGAAAAGAUAAAUUUUGUACAACAGCAUCAAUAACCAAUAAUUUCAUUUUACUCUAAAAUCUUGCAAUUAGUUUUCUCUUGGAUGUUAGUAAAAAAUCUACUUAUUAAAAUGUAUUUAGUUAUUUUUAUAUUAAGUUUGAUGAUAUGUAUUUGCACCAACAAAAUUUAUUUUGAAUUUGGAAAUUGUCAUUGUUAUAUGAUAUUAAAAAUUAAAUGUAUACAAAUAAUCUGAGCAAUUGAUCUAGUUGUAUAGUAUAAAAGGCAAGUUCUUGGAAUCAUAAUGCUUUGAAAUUUUAUCCAAGAUUAUGACUUUUAUCCAUAAUAUUACAAAUUAUAGUUGAAAAAAUAGAAAAAUAUUUAACAUAAAAGUACAAUAUACUAUUUAAUAAAAAUAAGUCUAUCGUAUAUUUUGACGCUUAAUUCUUUUUUUUACGAUAUAAGUAUAAUAAAUCUUAAUCUUUUUAAUUGGUUAAAAGAUAUAUUAGAUAAUAUAGGUACAAAAAUAUGUAGAUAAAAACAAGAAAGAGAUACGUUCUUUUUCUUGCCCACUGCAUGAAGCUGUUGUACAUUUAAAAAAAAAAAAAUAGAGAA
Vespula vulgaris is the source of this 2465-nucleotide messenger RNA. It is a transcript of the gene msl-2, whose product is annotated as E3 ubiquitin-protein ligase MSL2. NCBI's taxonomy places the organism in Eukaryota, Metazoa, Arthropoda, Insecta, Hymenoptera, Vespidae. The record is from RefSeq and is a predicted model, not a curated record. The transcript is spliced from 4 exons. Gene Ontology annotation, molecular function: ubiquitin protein ligase activity. The coding region runs from base 104 to 1390 and encodes 428 amino acids. Gene Ontology annotation, cellular component: MSL complex.